This is a messenger RNA of Lathyrus oleraceus (garden pea), 630 nucleotides long. RefSeq lists its product as uncharacterized. The transcript has 5 exons. The coding region runs from base 1 to 630 and encodes 209 amino acids. The record is from RefSeq and is a predicted model, not a curated record. NCBI's taxonomy places the organism in Eukaryota, Viridiplantae, Streptophyta, Magnoliopsida, Fabales, Fabaceae.
AUGAUUUCUCCUUUAAAGCAACCACUCAUAGUUUCAAGUUAUGGUACAACUUCUGCAAAAGUUACUGAUUUUCCUGACAUACCGCUAAACCAUUUGAAAUUGAUUAGUUUGAGAUCCAUCAUCGCAAGGAGGUUUCAACCUGAUUUCUUAGUUGAUGUCAUUGGAGGAGUAACUGAGAUCAUUCAGACCCAAAUGAACGCCGAGAACAACAAAUACAAAGUUAUCUUUUCUAUCACGGAUAUGAGUAAGUCUUUGGUUCAAUGUACUAUUUGGGGUGAGCUUGCAUCACAACUCUACAAUUACUACAACACUAACAAGGAUGUUGAUAAUGUUAUUGUACUAUUGCAAAAUGCAAGAAUCAAGAGAGCUCAAGACAUUGAUAAGUUUUUAUGGAAAGCUGGAAUUCUAAGCCUUGCAGAAAUCAACAAUCUUCAGAAUAUAAGUGAGACAACUUGUGUAAUUGUUGACGUGUUGGAAAAUUUUGAGGUUGGUCAAUCUGGGUGGUAUUAUGAUGGUUGUGGUGAGUCUACAAGAAGUGUUGCACUUAAAGAUGGAAAGUUGAAGUGUUUUGCGAAUCAUGGCACUGAUGAACCCGUGCCAAGGUGUCUUUUUGAACUGGAUGAUUAUUAG